AUGUAUUUGCGCUGCAUUUGUUCAAACAAAUAUGAAUAUGCAAUUGGCAAAGAAGAAAAGAAAUGUAUCACUCUGCCGUCUACGGUGGUCCUCCCUCAUGAUCUCAUCGUCGAGUUACUUUCCUAUCUUCCGGUAAAAUCUCUUGUCCGAUUCAGGUCUGUUUGCAAGUCUUGGAAAACUGUAAUUUACGAUCCCACUUUUGUGAAAUUGCACCUCAAGAGAUCACCAACAAGAAAUCCACUCUUUACACUAACAACGUACCAUGUACCACGUACUCUUGGAUAUUAUUACAGUGUCAUUCCAUACCCCAUAUCUCGCUUCAUUGAGAACCGGUCAUUCAACCUUUCCGUCGAUCCUUACUAUUCUUUGGAAGACAAAGAAUGUUCACAUAUAGUUGGUACCUGCAAUGGAUUGAUCUGUUUGUCUCAUUAUUCUUACAUUGAUGAUCAGUUUAAUAAAGAGUUCUGGCUCCGUUUGUGGAACCCGGCCACUAGGACAAUAUCUCCACAAUUUGGGUAUUUUCGUGGUUUUUAUGUUUUCGACUUUAAGUUUGGUUAUGACAAUUCAACCGGAAAAUAUAAGGUGGUGGCAUUCCGUUACCAUAAUCAGAAAAGCAAUGUGAGAAUUCUCAGUUUCGGUGAUAAUGUUUGGAGAGAUAUUGAAGGUUUACCUGCUGUUCCUGUUCAUCUUCAUUUUAAUUAUCAUGAACAUGCUGCUAUUGGUUGUGUAUAUUUGUGUGGUAGCCUUAACUGGUUGGCUAUUCACAAUAUCAAUGAGUAUAACUAUAAGGAUAUUACAGUUGGGCAAUUUCUUAUUGUUUCACUUGAUUUAGGGACAGAGACAUAUAAUCAGUAUAUGCUACCUCGUCGUGUUGAUGGAGUUCUGUCAGGAACGCCAACCGUUAGUGUGUUAGGGGGCUGCCUUUGUUUUUCUUAUUCUUACAAAGAAACUGAUUUUGUUAUAUGGCAAAUGAAGAAAUUUGGGGUUGAAGAUUCUUGGACUCAAUUUCUUAAAAUUAGUUUUCAUAAUCUUCAAGUAGAGUGCAACUUUAGUAAGCCUAGGAUGAUGCAUUAUUUUGAAUUGGUGCCGUUGUUUCUUUCUGAGAAUGGUGAUACACUGGCGCUUACGAGCAUUGGAGAUUCCAAUGCAAUUCUCUAUAAUUUGAGUGAUAACAGAGUAGAGCAAACAAAAUUUACUGCAGCUAGAAUUACUACUAGUGGUUGUAGUACUAGUAAUAUAACUUGCUGGUACAUGGCCAUGGAUUUUGUUGAAAGCUUAGUUUCAACUUUUUGA
Messenger RNA from Trifolium pratense (red clover), 1293 nucleotides. Its product is annotated as F-box/kelch-repeat protein At3g23880-like. The coding region runs from base 1 to 1293 and encodes 430 amino acids. Gene Ontology annotation, molecular function: protein binding. Lineage: Eukaryota; Viridiplantae; Streptophyta; Magnoliopsida; Fabales; Fabaceae. The transcript has 2 exons. The record is from RefSeq and is a predicted model, not a curated record.